This is a messenger RNA of Vidua macroura (Pin-tailed whydah), 2843 nucleotides long. RefSeq names its product TTL family tubulin polyglutamylase complex subunit L1 (gene TTLL1). Lineage: Eukaryota; Metazoa; Chordata; Aves; Passeriformes; Viduidae. The record is from RefSeq and is a predicted model, not a curated record. Gene Ontology annotation, cellular component: cilium. Gene Ontology annotation, molecular function: tubulin binding; tubulin-glutamic acid ligase activity. Bases 110 to 1381 code for a protein of 423 amino acids. The transcript is spliced from 10 exons. Gene Ontology annotation, biological process: microtubule cytoskeleton organization; protein polyglutamylation.
GCAGAAACCAAGGAUGAAUUUUCAGUCUGCCUUCAAUCCCUCUGUGGCAGGAGGGAUAGGUGAGGAACCAAAAUCCCAAAACAGGAAAGGUUGAUUCCACUUCAGGAUAAUGGCAGGAAAAGUAAAGUGGGUAACUGACAUAGAAAAAUCAGUUCUAAUAAACAACUUUGAAAAAAGAGGAUGGAUUCAGGUGGCAGAAAAUGAAGACUGGAAUUUUUAUUGGAUGAGCGUCCAAACAAUCAGAAAUGUGUUCAGUGUGGAAACCGGUUACCGCCUCUCUGACGACCAAAUUGUCAAUCAUUUCCCAAACCACUAUGAACUGACCAGAAAAGAUUUGAUGGUAAAGAACAUCAAGAGAUACAGAAAAGAACUUGAGAAAGAAGGAAGUCCUCUUGCGGAAAAGGAUGAAAAUGGAAAAUAUAUUUAUUUGGAUUUUGUUCCUGUGACUUUUAUGCUUCCUGCUGAUUAUAAUCUCUUUGUUGAAGAAUUCAGAAAGAAUCCCUCUAGCACAUGGAUUAUGAAACCCUGUGGCAAAGCUCAAGGAAAAGGAAUAUUUCUAAUCAAUAAACUCUCCCAAAUAAAAAAAUGGUCUAGAGACAGCAAAACAUCUUCGUUUGUGUCUCAGUCUUCCAAAGAAGCCUAUGUGAUUUCACUCUACAUCAACAAUCCCUUACUAAUUGGUGGGAAGAAAUUUGAUCUUCGUCUCUAUGUUUUGGUGUCUACCUAUCGUCCACUGAGAUGCUACAUGUAUAAGCUUGGGUUUUGCCGGUUUUGCACAGUGAAAUACACACCAAGUACAAGUGAACUGGAUAACAUGUUUGUACAUCUUACAAACGUUGCCAUUCAGAAACAUGGGGAUGAUUACAACCAUAUCCAUGGAGGCAAGUGGACAGUGAGCAAUUUACGCCUGUACCUGGAGAGCACCCGUGGAAAGGAAGUCACCAACAAAUUAUUUGAUGAAAUCCACUGGAUCAUUGUGCAGUCCCUGAAGGCUGUUGCGCCUGUAAUGAAUAAUGAUAAACACUGCUUUGAGUGCUAUGGAUAUGACAUUAUCAUUGAUGACAAGCUUAAACCCUGGCUAAUUGAGGUUAAUGCUUCCCCUUCUCUUACUUCCAGCACCGCUAAUGAUCGCAUCUUGAAGUAUAAUCUUAUUAAUGACACACUUAACAUUGCUGUGCCUAACGGGGAAAUUCCUGACUGCAAAUGGAAUAAAUCUCCACCAAAAGAGGUUCUGGGCAAUUAUGAAGUCUUAUAUGAUGAAGAGAUGGCACAGAGCGACGGGACUGAUCGCGACCUGCGGGGUCGUCCUGGGCAGCCCAUGGGGGUCAAAGGAAGCCGUACAAGAGAUUCAGGAAAGCCUGUCCUGACCACGUGGAAGUGAUGACAGAAAAAACAGCUGCGCUCUUGGUAGGAAGACAUCAAGAAUAACUUGAAGUUUUGGAACAGAUUCCUAUGUUUUGCUACAUUGCAUGUAGGAAAUGCUAACGAAGACAAAACAGCCUUUGAAAAGUGAAACAAACACUCAAAACCCAGGAACUGUAUUAGACAUAUACUGACCUGAUAAUUAUUACAACAAUAGAUAUAGAGUGUGUAUUUAUAUACAGUUAUGUUUAUAUGAUUUGUAUAAACUAAUUCUCAAUAAUGAUCAAGGACUUUAUUUAUAAAGGUGGCAAUUCAAAUGCAUAUUCUGAAAGAAACUCCUUGCUGUUCUGGAUAGUAUUUAUUUCCUCUAGUAGCCUGUCCCUUCCUGCCUAUAAUAAAUGAGCUGUGGAUUCUAUAAAAGGAUGAAGGUGGUAAACAUUAAUAUUUUCACAGUGAUGAUUCAGAGUCUUGUAGUAAAAGAAGAGCAACUAAAAAAAAUUAGGAGUACAUGUACUUGAGGCUUUUGCCAGUUAGUGCAGCUAUUGAUUUAUAACCAGUAUGAACAAAUUGAAAAGCAAGUCUUUAUAUGCUGAGGGUUGGGGGGUUUUAUUUCCUUUGUAUGUUAUGAGCUGCUAACUCUUUAAAGGUAGGAAGUUUUAUGGACUGAGGGAGGGUUUCAAUGGUCUACUGAUAGACUGUUUCACUAGCCAUUAAUUUUUAUUUUCAGAUGUCUGUGAAAAACAGAACAAUCAGAUACUGUGAUAAAUCUCAUUGCUUGAAGCUGAUGAUAAAUCUUUAUUUGCACCAGAAUCUCUCAGUGUUUUUAUGCAUGUAUAUAAGUCUAAUCUGUAUAUUUUUGUAUAUUUUAUUUUAACAAAGAUAUUGUUGCACAUGGCAAGCUAUUUCUGGUAGCUAUGAUGAGAACAGUUGUGAUGAUUAGCUACCAAAACUAAGAUGCAAAACUUAGCUACCAAAACUAAGGAGCAAAAGAUAAAAAUGGGUACUUCAGUCUUCUAACAGCAAAGCGUAUAAAUAAACCAGUGGGGUCUGUGAUUGGCUGUUGCUUCCACUUGACUUUCAACCAGAUAUUGGGUGGUUACUUAUAAAUGGCAACAUGCAUUGGUUGGUUUUAUUCUCCUUCUCCCUCCCUUUUUUUGGUAAAGUUUAACUCUCCCAAAGUUUUUAGUUUCUUGAACACCUAAACCAGACCACCUGCAACUGCACUACUUCACCUGCUUUGAAGGGUCCUCCUAGAAGAGGGCAGCAAACCAUGGUCUCCAGGACAGCUGAACAUAGUCUGGCCAGAGCAGCUUGUGUUGGGGAGGAAGGGCAGAUGUGGGCUGGGCUGACCAAUACCCGUACACAGAAUCUGGGGUUUAUCCUGUCAGUAAAAAAUGAAAUCUGUAGGCUGAAUCACUCCAAGCAUAAUCUUCAUUAAUCUUGUAUAUUCCACUAAAAUAAAAUCUAAAUGAUUCUCUCUU